AUUACACGCCCCGGUGCCCGCUGCAGGCUCUGGCCCGGCCCCCGGGUGUCCUCCUGGGCUCGCGGGCCGAGAGCAAUCGCUGCCGGCGCCUGGGGAACGGCGCUGCGGCCUAGUGUUACCCCGAGGCCCGGCGAGGUUCGGGAUGGCCUCGGCGUCGUUUUAAACCGGAUUAUUCAGGAGCAGCGUUUGCAAUGCCCAUCUUACCUGUGCUCCAGCCUCAGCUGAUCCGCUCAAACCAGAAGGAUGAGUACUACCUGAACUCUCUGCGAAGCUACGCUAAUGAGAUUUUCCAGAUCUUUGCUGGUGCUAAGCGAUGGCUGGAAUGGAAGAAGGAGAUUGAGUUACUGGCAGACCUGACAUACUUUCUUCUAACAACCUUGGCAGGUUACCAGACACUAGGUGAGGAGUAUGUCAACAUCAUCCAGGUUGACUCCAGUGGGCAGCGGGUGCCUUCCUCUGCCAGACGGGCAGUGCUCAUUGUCCUUCACACCUGCAUUCCUUACGUGCUGGAUCGAGGACUGAACCGUCUAGAGCAGAAUCUGCAGGCAGAGAGCGAGAGAUCCCAGGCACCAGAUCACAGAAACUUACCAAUAAGGCCAGGAGUCUCAUACUGGCUGCAGGAGGCAAUCAGUACCUUGACUGAGCAGCAGAAAAAGGUGUUACUGCAGACUAUCUAUAUCCUGCGACAGGCAACCUCCUUACUCCACCGUCUGCACCUGGGCAUCUUCUAUCUCAAUGGAGCUUUCUACCACAUAGCUAAAAGAUUCACCAGGAUCACUUAUCUGUGCGUCCGUGGUUUAUUCAGUGACAAUGCUGGACUCCGGCGGAGUUACGAAUUGCUGGGGAAGAUUUCUCUGCUGCAGCUAGCCCUGACUGUUGCUAUGCAGGUUAACAGCUAUCAGCAAAGGCAGCGUGCCCGGCAAGAGUGGAAACUCCAUCGCAACCUUCCAUAUUCGAGGAACCCCAGUCGGGACCAUUCAGCCCGCAGCUCCAAAUGCAUACUUUGUCUGGAAGAACGCAGGCAUUCAACAGCCACACCAUGUGGCCACCUCUUCUGCUGGGAAUGCAUCACGGAAUGGUGCAAUACAAAGGCAGAAUGUCCACUUUGUCGGGAGACAUUCCAGCCACACAGACUCAUCUACUUGCGUCAUUACAUUUAGGAUGAAAGAAAUAGCAUUUCUUUAAUGCCUGUCACAACUUCAAGAGAUCCCAAAGUGCUUUACAGCUAACGAAGUACAUUUGACCUGCAAUUAUUUAAGUUUGAAAGAAGAGGCUCAAUAGAUGUGUGGUUCGGAGAUUUCCAUCUGAUUGACAUUGAAGCACAACAACAAAAGAGAACAAAACAACGAAGUCAGCAGCAUGUCUGCUCAAAGGAAUUGUGACAAGUACGCUGAAAUAUUACUGCUUUCAAGAUCAGAUGAAAACCUUAGAGUUCAGACUGUUUGAUGCCAAGUUUUAUAUCUGAACAUGAGUUGAAGUGCUAAACCAUUUUCCUUUGCCAUUGUUUAUCCUUCUAUUCUUCGGGAUAUUAUAACUUUGGUCCACUUCCAUUGGAUGCAGCAACUGAGGAACUAACUUGUUCUGUGUACUUAAAUUGUAGGAGAUAACUCAACCAUGGAGGAUCUCCAGAGUGCUGUACUUUUUAACUGGUGAGAAUGCAGGAGCUGAUAAAAGUCCCCUGCUCCCUUAUAGCGCUGGUUUGAAUGAGAUAUUGUUGUCCAGGCUAGCACAAACCACAACUGGCUCUUGCUGCUGUUGUGUAUUGCUAAGUCCAGUAAUGUUAAGAGUUUACAGUGUACUUACCCAUACUCUGGGAAAAUGACAGCCAUCUAAAGUACUUUUUACAAUUCAGUGGUCAGGCCAGUCACUUUAUUUAAUUCAUUUAAUUGUUUCAUUUUUGUUUUCCCAGAGGAAGAGGGCUGAGAAACAGCAUUACAAAUUUAUUUUGUUCACCUUUAUUACAAGUAAAGAAAAGUUAUAACAUGUGACGCAGAGUUGGGAGUUCUUAAAACCUAGCACAAGAAACAUCUUUAUUUAAAGAAAGGCAAUUGGAUGUGUAUGUGGUGCUGCAUAAUGCAACACAUCGAUUUGCACAAUGAGUAAUGAUUUGGUUUCAUAUAAAAUUAUAUAAAAUGCACCAUUGUAAGAGCUGCUUUCUCUCUAAUCUGAUUUUAAAACAUCAAGCACACCUACAUCACACUGGGACAACACUACAGAAAUAAAAAUCUCAUUAAGCUAAAAUAAAAACGGUAAUGUUGCAGAGAACAAUUUCUGUGCAGUGUUUAAAUUCAUCUCCAGUUACUCCCAACACCAUUGGACAGAUCUGUAACAACUGGUAAUUUCCCCCUCAUGGAGUCAAACAUCCACCUGUUUAUUUAAAUAUAUCAAAAGGAGAUGGGACUACUUCUAGUAAAGGAUGCUGGGAUUAUUCCCUCAGACAGUAUAAAAGGCUGCAAAGGCCCUGACUCUAAAAUUCUAGUUGACAUAAACAUCACCUAUGGGCAUUGUUCACAAUGUGAAGCAGCAGGUAGCCAGGGUUAAUCUUAAAAA
This is a messenger RNA of Hemiscyllium ocellatum (epaulette shark), 2550 nucleotides long. RefSeq names its product peroxisomal biogenesis factor 10 (gene pex10). Gene Ontology annotation, cellular component: peroxisomal membrane. Bases 192 to 1160 code for a protein of 322 amino acids. Gene Ontology annotation, molecular function: zinc ion binding. Gene Ontology annotation, biological process: protein import into peroxisome matrix. NCBI's taxonomy places the organism in Eukaryota, Metazoa, Chordata, Chondrichthyes, Orectolobiformes, Hemiscylliidae. The record is from RefSeq and is a predicted model, not a curated record. The transcript has 7 exons.